CUAAGCUAAUGCUACUGCUAGCUGUAUAGGCUGCGACAAGACAGAGCCGCCUGUUUGUUCUUCUGCUAAAGCUGGAAAAAUUUCUGGUAUUCGGUAAACUAUUCCUCCUUCCAAGUGCGCAGAAGCAGGAUGUUGAUUUCCCUCUUUUUGAUCGAAACUACAGAAGCAUGAGCACAAAACUAAAACUUAUUCUUUGGCUUUGGCUAUAUCAAGUGCUUCAUGAUGUGGCAGGAGGCUCAGGUCCAGAUCCUGCAACAGAUGCAUCGUCUCUCUCUGAUGCAAACUUGAUGUUUGAGUUUUUGCUGAGUGGAGUGGAGAUAAACCAGGACAAUAACGUUUUCCUGCUGGAUGAGGAACUGGCAUCGAUGAGGAAAGGGAGGGAGUUCCUGUCUCGGAUCAACGAUGACAUUCCGUUAAGUCCAAGAACAAUGCAAGCCAUGGUUCAGACAAUGAAGAUUGAUCAGAAGACGACUCUAAAUGUGGAUAAGUUUGAGAGGCUUGUUCUGUGCAUGGUUUACUCUGCACUGCAGGCCAGAGUCCAGCCAAGCCAAGAGGAGCGACAGGCCUGGAGUGGAGUUCUCCUCCAGCUAGCAAACAUCACCACCCACGAGUUACGAGGAAGUUUUCUCUAUAAUUAUUCAUAGAGAAACCAUAAAAGGUGUGCGCUUUGAAGGCUUGAAUCUUUGAAUGUUGCAUGCAAUGAUUUUUCCCCCCAAAGAAAUAACCAACAAUGUAUGAUAUAUUGCAGAAUACAUUUAUUGUUUUACAGUAGAAAAAAGUGCUAGGAAAUGUUUUGUAAAUAGAAAAUGGUCAUAUAAAAAAACUAACAAACAUUUUUUAAACAUUUGAACAAUCUUUAACCAUAGAAACAUAAACUGUAACAUAUUAAUGUACAAAACAAGCUGUUCUGGCUCUCUGAGGGUUUACUUCUUUCUCAUCCGCCCAGUUUUGGUUUUGGUUUCCGUUUCUUCCAGAGAAGCAAGCUUUUUCUUCAGCUUGGUGUCCCCAGCUUUACCCCUCCGCUCUCUGCUGGAGCGCUGCUGCUGACUCCUCCGCUGACCUCUUAACCCCUCCUCUGAAGCUGAGCUUUCCUCAAGAUGUUUGUGUCGGCCACUGAUCAACGACUCGUCACUGUCCCAGAUCAGAAGUGUUAAACCUGAGAGCAAACAUUUCAUUGUUGAAGAAAGUAUUCAACCAUUUAACCUAUUUGAUGUGUAUUAAUUCUACGCUAUACAAGCUAGAACUAUUUUCCACCUUUAUUAUUAAUGCAUCAUAACAAACAGCCUCCAGAAGCCACCUAAGUAGAGCAUUAAUUGGCCAAGCAGCAGAGAUAUGCAAACUCUGGAGGACCUGCAUAGAUCCACGGCUGUUAGAAAAACCUGUCAGACAAUAUCAGUUCUUCCCUCACUGCAAAAACAAUCUAAAAUGAGUAAAAAAUGUCUUAAAAUAAGUAUAUUUACCCUUCAUUUAGAAGGUAAAUAAGAUGAUUUACCCUUGCAAUAAGAUAAUUGGAUAUUUGGCAAAGUGUCUCACUUAUCUACUCAAUUCACAAAAAUAUUGACAUAUUUAAAGAAAAAUCUUUCUUACCUAGAUAAAAAUUUUGUAGUGUAUACAAUCUGUUUUUUUUUUCAAAGUGGUAAAAAGAAAGUCAUUAAAAGAUCCAUUUUCAGUUAGCCAUCAGCAGGAAUAGUAACUUCCCAUCAUUCUGAUCAAGCUAGUGGUGUUGGCAGCAUCAUGAUGUAGGGAUACCCUCAUCAGUUGGGACGGGGAGAAGAUUAGACUAAAUAGAAAGAUGGAUGGAGCUAAAUAAAAGACAAUGUCAGAAGGAAAUCUGACAGCUUGAGGCUGGGGAAGAGGUUCACCGUCCAACAGGAGCACAAGCUAAAAGACUGACCGAGCUACGAUGGAAUGAUUUAGGCUACGUUCACACUGCAGGUGUAAAUGCUCAAUUCCAGAUUUUUUGUGAAAUCGGAUUUUUUUUGCGUUUCUGUUCACAUUUCCAAAUAUAUGUGACUUGUAUGUGAUCUCCUGUGUGAACUA
Molecule: messenger RNA, 2040 nt
Organism: Cyprinodon tularosa
Lineage: Eukaryota; Metazoa; Chordata; Actinopteri; Cyprinodontiformes; Cyprinodontidae
Product: protein FAM180A
Exons: 4
Coding region: 168-644 (158 amino acids)
Source: RefSeq, a predicted model, not a curated record